Volvox carteri f. nagariensis is the source of this 3816-nucleotide messenger RNA. RefSeq lists its product as uncharacterized. Bases 1 to 3816 code for a protein of 1271 amino acids. The transcript is spliced from 10 exons. The record is from RefSeq and is a predicted model, not a curated record. Lineage: Eukaryota; Viridiplantae; Chlorophyta; Chlorophyceae; Chlamydomonadales; Volvocaceae.
AUGGGCGAUGGAUUUCAAAGAGUUGUUCGCCGGCACGCCGACGUUGCGGUCCAAGACACCAGCCAUAGCCUAUACAGUUCUGAACUUAUCGUAUUGCUAGAUCCCAAGAACGAGCGUCUCGUGUACCUCCUGAGCGUGGAUAAUGCCUCAAGCGCAGAUGACGUGGCAGUUCAGAUGCGGGGCCUCCUGCAAGCAGCUGCUGCGCCCUACGUGCACCUGAUGGCGUUGCCAGCGGGCCUCCGACGCAGCCUGCUGCGGCAGCUGGUGGGUCUUGCACGCCGCGAGUCCUCUUACGUGUACACUGCCCAUUGUGUUUUCCGCUCUAUCACUCGUGGCCAGUUUCCCGGCGGUCAACCGGUCAUCACGCAAGUACCGUUACCGACGGAUCUGGCGACAGCUUUGCAGCACCAGCACCAGCAGCUGGGGAAGCAGCAGCAGGGGAAGGUGCCGCUGGAAGGGGUGUCGUCGUCGUCGGCGGCGGGGGCUGUAGAGCCGCACCAGGAGGAGGGCCCCCAGCGGAUCCCACAGGACGACGGAGGCGGGUUGUCAGGAGAGACAGAGGAGCGCGAAUCCCCAUCUGGGUCGCGCACAUGGGCACCCGGCGGUGUGCUUGAGCUGCUGUACGGCUCAUCGGAGCUGCAGCCCGGCGGACUGGUGGCAGAGGGCGCAGCCGCACACGCAUCUGCGUCCGCAGGCAGGAAGGAGCCGGAAGCGGAGGUGCUGGACGGUGGCAGGGAUUUGUGCGAGCGGGACCUCCCUGACGGGGUUCUGUCCCGGCGGAAGGCAGUGGGGCGGCUGAUGGCGUGGCACAAGGGCGCGUCCAUGCGCGUGGCCUGCCGCCGCAACGAGCGCACGAAGUACAAGUUCGACUGGCUUAUUCAGGGCUUGAACAGCAUCGACCAGCUCAGCGUCGCGGUGAUGACGCCCAACAUUAUCCUCCUCCGGAACAACGUGGAAGCAAACCUCGGAGUUGACGAUUUGUACAAUAUCUUGGAUGGGGAGAGCGACGACGACGACGAUGAUAAUGAUGAUGACGACGGCGGCGAGGGCGGCGGGAAGGUAAAGGUGAUCAAGCUGCAGGUUGACGGCUCUGAAGGCCUGGCGCAGGGCCUUGCGGAGGUGUUGAAGCACGUCCAACGCUGCACGGACCGCGCUGCGUUCCUGGAUGUGCUAUGUGGUAUGAGCACCCAUAGAACGGCGAUGUUUCUCUUGGUGGCCCUGACGCCGCACCCGUACGCCCCCGCCAUCGGCGCGCAGGGGGAUGCAGUCAGCGACACCGAACAAAGUGGGGAUAGUGACGACGAGGACGAGGACGAGGACGAGGACGAGGGGGCCAAUGUCAUUGAGGUUGAAGACUUUGCCGAGUUGCUCUCCAUGCUCGCCAACGACAACGACAGCGACAAUGACGAAGAGGUGGACGUUGAUGACGGCGAUGGCAACGACGCGGAGGCUUCUUCUUCUUCAUCCGAUGACAAAGGACGGGAAGACGAAUCCCCGAGCGACAACCUCCUGGCUAGGAGCCUCCUCCGCAAUGGGCAAUUCCGGGAAGUGAUGCCGGGCGUCUUUGUCCAGGUGUUGGACGGCGGGGUCCGGCGCGUCCCAGCGGACGGCGAUGACGGUGACGAGGUGGGCUAUAGCGGCAGCGGCGGCGGCGGACGUGAAGGUGGUGUAGAGGAGGACGACGGCGAUGGCCAACAUGAGUGGGAUAUGUCCACCACGCUAGAUGUGCAGCUGUCGCCGGGACCCAUGGGUUGGACGGCGAUGGUGAGAGUUGGGGUUGGGGCCGACAAAGACAAAGACGGGCGGACAGACGGAGGCGACGCUGCAGCCGGUAGCCGGAGGCGUGACGCGCUACGAGAAGCCCUUCGAGCCGAUGCGGAGCACCUCCAAAACAUCCGGCGCCUGGAGGCGUUGUGGGACAAGCAAGUGGGGGAGGACAGCCCACAGGAGCAGCAGCCUCACCAAGGGCAGGGGCAGCAGCAGCAGGAGGAGGAGGCGGUUUCAGAGCCAGGAAGUGCAGCAGCUAGCCCAGCACCUGCAGCGCGGCCACAGGGCACCUCCGGGAACCAGGACGGCAGUGGCGUCAGUGGCGCGGACGGCCUCAACAGCAGGGGGGGCCUGGAAGCGGAUUGGCGGCAAGCAGAGCGCCGGGCAGCUGCAAGGGGCGGCUCUCCGGGACGGGGCUUUGUAGAUUUCCCACCGGGAGGUGGUGUCGGCGCCGCGGCAGCGCUAGGGGCCGUGCCAACGGACCGGCUGAUGGGGCCCCCCAGACGGACCGGGACGGCUGGUGCAGGUGCGGCUGCUUCUGGUGCCGUUGGAGGGACAGCAAACGGGGAUGAGCCGUGUGGAGAGGCUUCCGUAGCUGGGCGAGUCGUACGGGAUGAAGGUGGAGCUCCGGACUCCCCAUCCACAACCGGGGAUUCGACCGCCGAUGGGUUAAUUUCCAGCACAAGGUCUAGGAGAGGAGCCACUGCGGAGGGGCUACAACGUGGCAAGGGAGACACGGGACCGGCAGCUACGCAUCAAGCGGUGCCAGGGGAGGGCGAGGAGGGCUCAGAUGCUGGUACUGACGGAUUAGUAGCGCGCCCGCGACCCGUGGGUCGCUCUCGCAUGGUACGCCGGCCUCGUGGGCGAGUGCGUAUGGGCCGCCAGUCGCCGGACCCCCCGCCGGCUUCCAAUGCCGCUGAGACGGGGACUGCCGCCUCACUGCCCGCUUCUACAUCAUCGCCAUCCGCACCCGGCAAAGAGGCUGGAGGUCCCCAUGACCCCGCGGCCACGACCGGCGCAAGCGGCAACAACAGCACUAGCGCUGGUGACGCUGUAUCCAUUCCUGCAUACCGGCACAUGAAGCAGGUACCGGGCAGCGGCGGCGUGGCUGCUGGCACGGACGUUGGCGUGGGUGCCACUGGGGCUCCAAGUAACGGUAGUCGGCAAACUUGGGGAGGCAGGACGGGCCCAGGAGCGCCAGCGCCGCAAGGGGCUGGCGGCAGCGGUGGCGGUUCUGGCUUGCCGCCUGAGGCUGCCGGAUAUGCCGCCCUAGAUCUGGAGCAGCUGGCGCACUUCGUGUUGGGCCGGCAAGCCAGCCCCGAGGAGGUCCAGGACCUGGCGCGGGCGGUGGCGCAAUCGGCCGAAGUGGAGGAGGCCUUAGGGAACACCAGUACCAGUACCUCCGGAGGCUAUCAGCCACACUCCUUCCACCAGCAGCAACAACAACAACAACAGCAGCCGCCGGGUACACAACAAAAGCAUCACGGCGCGCAGGGCCUCGGUGGGGAUCGAUCCGGAAAACACCAUCGGCGCCGUCCCGGCACGCGUCUACAGUCAUCACGAGAGGCGUCCCUUUCAGCCGGCCGCAACCGCCGCAGCGUCGUAACCCCACGGCACCGGCGGUUGACGAUACCCGAGCCGGUCCUCCGGCUAGCGGACUUCAUGCAGGCGGCGCAGGUGCAGCGGCAGUCAUCUGUCAUGGACGGGGGGGAGGAGCUCGCGGCGGCCGUGUUGGCCGCAUUCCGUACGGCACCGCUGCUGGAACGCCAGGCAGCGGAGGCACUGGUUGACUUCCUGCGCGGGCGGUGGCAACCUGGUCAUCAGCGGGACUGGCGACGGGGCCACAGUGGUUACCACGGAAACCAGGAGCGCCCGGGGGUCGCCGAGGUGCUUCGACAUGCAGCUGGGCUGCCUGGUCUGGUCCGCGGCCGGGAUGCCGUGGUGGUCCUGCCCAGGACACUGCUGGAGGCGACGGUAGGGGCGUGGCAGGAGCAGGAGCAGCGAGUAAUGCACGAGGAUUAUCGGACUGUUGGCCGUCAAGAGUGGUGA